AUGCAAUCGAGAUUAGCAAGUACAGCUAGUCUGGGCGGCGCCAUCGCCAGCCGUCACUCUGCAGCGCGACUCAGGCUCGUCGCGAAGCGCGGCGACGCCGUGGUUGGUGCCAGCACCAUGCCGCCUGGGUUUACUGCCACUGUUGGCCGGCUGAACACCUUUGUCCUGCCGAACCAGAUCACAGGGUCGGCGAAUGACCGGUCCAUGGCCCGUGCUAUGAUUGAGGCCUGGCGGCGGGAUGGCAUCUUCCAGGUAGCCAUGUCGCCGCAGCAGCAGCGCAUCUACCAGAACGCCAACGCGGCCAGCCAACGCUUCUUCCGCCGCAGCGGUGUCGAGAAGCGGCGGUGCGUUGACGAGCAGAGCUACUCGGGCUACGUUGCCUCCGGCGAGGAGGUGACGGACGGCGUGGCUGACUACUCGGAGAUUUUCACCGUGACGAAAGAUUUAAGUGAAAAGGAUCACAGAGUCGCUGCCAAGUGGCCGUGCCAUGGACCGUGCCCGUGGCCGGACAAUGACAUGAAGUACAACAUGACAGCAUAUACAGAGGACCUCUCCCGGAGCGGCGAUCGGCUUUUGGAGAUGGUUGAGCUGGGCCUGCGCGUUCCGCAAGGUUCUCUCAAGAAGUAUACCGAGGACGGAUGGCAUCAUAUGCGAGUUCUGCGGUUUCCGCACCGAGAUCAGACUAAUGGCAAGGGGAAGAAGGGACGCGGCAUCGGAUCCCACACAGACUACGGUCUGUUGGUCAUGGCCGCGCAGGACGACGUCGGUGGUCUUUUCGUGAGGCCGCCACAGCAAGGCGAGCACUACGCCAAUUGGGAAAAGAGCGCGGCCGGCAUGCACGAGGACGAGACCGGCUGGGUCUACGUGCUACCUGUGCCGGGUGUAUUCACAGUCUUUCCAGGUGACAUGUUGCAGUACAUGACAGGUAGCUACCUCAAGUCGACGCCGCACAAGGUCGGCCUCAACACGCGGGAGAGGUUCGCGUUUGCCUACUUUCAUGAGCCCAACUUCUCGUCGGUCCUCAGACCGCUACCCGGGUACACGGGCGGCAGCGAGGCCACGAGCGGCGGCGUCGACGGGGGCAUCCACUACGGGACGCACUUUACGAGCAUGUGCCUGCGCAACUACCCGGACCGCAUCACGACCAAGAAGCUGCUCCAGGAGGACAGGUGCAAGAUGCUGGCGCUGCCCCAGUUGCGGGGGUCGGGAGCGGCCGAGAAGCCAAGGGAUCGGUCGCGUGCCGGUGAUUCCAGGGGUGAUUUGGCAAUACGAGGCGGCGACUACCCGCCGUCGGGAGUCGAGUUCGCCUGA
Molecule: messenger RNA, 1311 nt
Organism: Beauveria bassiana ARSEF 2860
Lineage: Eukaryota; Fungi; Ascomycota; Sordariomycetes; Hypocreales; Cordycipitaceae
Product: 2OG-Fe(II) oxygenase superfamily protein
Exons: 4
Coding region: 1-1311 (436 amino acids)
Molecular function (GO): dioxygenase activity
Source: RefSeq, a predicted model, not a curated record